Ilex paraguariensis (yerba mate) is the source of this 378-nucleotide messenger RNA. The record is from the annotation of a GenBank genome assembly. NCBI's taxonomy places the organism in Eukaryota, Viridiplantae, Streptophyta, Magnoliopsida, Aquifoliales, Aquifoliaceae.
AUGCAGGCGGGGAAGGGACCAAUUUACCCAGGGGAGUGGAAUUGGUAUAGCAAUCAAGGUAUCUUGUUAUUGUUUCUGAAGCAUCGAAAUUUUAUCAUUUCUUCGGGGUAUGAAGGCCUCUCAGAAAAAUUUCUGUCAUGUGCUGUUCCAAAGCUCUUGCUGUUAGCUGGAACAGAUAGAUUGGACAGAGCUCUAACAAUUGGUCAAAUGCAAGGCAAGUUUCAAAUGAUUGUUAUCAGACAUACUGGCCACGCUAUACAGGAAGAUGUGCCUGAUGAAUUUACUACUCAUUUACUCAGUUUUAUCUCUCGCAAUCGAAUAGGCCCUCAUGGCAUUGAGAUACCAGGAAUUCGCAGGCCAUCACCAUCAGAACCUUAA